CAUGCUUCGGACCGUGCUGCAGCUCGGCUUGGGCCGGAACCUCUUGAUCCGAGGGGUAGGCACGCGCAGAGGAGGCUCUACUCUGGACUGGGAUGGACAGGUGUCUGAGAUUAAAAAGAAGAUCCAGUCAGUACUGCCUGGAGGGUCCUGGAAUCCACUAUAUGACAGCAGCCACCUGCCCCCUGAACACUCGGAUGUGGUGAUCGUAGGAGGUGGGGUGCUUGGCCUCUCUGUGGCCUACUGGCUGAAGAAGCUGGAGAAGCAACGAGGAGCCAUUCGGGUGCUGGUGGUGGAACGGGACCACACGUAUUCACAGGCCUCCACAGGGCUUUCUGUGGGCGGGAUCCGUCAGCAGUUCUCAUUGCCUGAGAACAUCCAGCUCUCUCUCUUUUCGGUCAACUUUCUACGUAACAUCAAUGAGUACCUGGCUGUGGUGGAUGCCCCUCCCUUGGACCUCCAGUUCAACCCCUCAGGCUAUCUCCUGCUGGCUUCAGAAAAGGGUGCUGCAGCCAUGGAGAACAAUGUGAAAGUGCAGAGGCAGGAAGGAGCCAAGGUUUGUCUGAUGUCUCCUGAGCAGCUUCAGAAGAAGUUUCCUUGGAUAAACACAGAGGGAGUGGCUUUGGCAUCCUAUGGGAUGGAAGACGAAGGUUGGUUUGACCCCUGGUGUCUGCUCCAGGGGCUUCGGCGCAAGGUCCAGUCCAUGGGAGUCCUUUUCUGCCAGGGAGAGGUGACACGUUUUGUCUCUUCGUCUAACACCAUGAAGACUGUAAGUGGGGGAGAGGUGACCAUGAAAAGGAUCUAUGAAGUCCAUGUGAAGAUGAACAACAGCCUGGAGUACCAGCCUGUGGAAUGUGCCAUAGUGAUCAACGCAGCAGGAGCCUGGUCUGGGCAAAUCGCAGAGCUGGCUGGUAUUGGGAAGGGGCCGCCUGGCACCCUGCAGGGCACCAAGCUACCCGUGGAGCCAAGGAAAAGGUAUGUGUACUUAUGGCACUGCCCCCAGGGACCAGGCCUGGAGACUCCACUUGUCACAGACACCAGUGGAGCCUAUUUCCGCCGGGAAGGAUUAGGCAACAACUACCUGGGUGGCUGCAGCCCCACUGAGGAGGAGGAACCGGACCCAGGGAACCUGGAAGUGGACCAUGAUUUCUUCCAGAACAAGGUGUGGCCCUGUUUGGCCCAGAGGGUACCAGCUUUUGAGACUCUGAAGGUUCGGAGCGCCUGGGCUGGCUAUUACGACUACAACACCUUUGACCAGAAUGGUGUGGUGGGCCCCCACCCACUAGUUGUCAACAUGUACUUUGCUACAGGCUUCAGUGGUCAUGGACUCCAGCAGGCCCCUGCUGUGGGGCGAGCUGUGGCAGAGAUGGUGCUGGAGGGCCACUUCCAGACCAUCAACAUGAACCCUUUUCUCUUCAGCCGCUUUUACUUGGGAGAGAAGAUCCAGGAACAAAAUAUCAUCUGAGCCUGUAAGCUCUUCGCUGGGCCCUACUGGCCCAUCCUUCAACCUUGGCUUGCAUUCUUUCUGGUGUUCACAGUCCUCACUGCCCACAUCCUCCCCAGCAUGAGCACCAUGUCAGGUUCUCCUCCCUGAGGACUGCCCAGGGUCUCAUCCUCCUUCCCACCAUCCUCUCCUCUCAUCUAGUCCAUUCUGCCCCCCUAUAGCUGGGCAGUCAGGCGGGCAUGGGUGCUGAGGGCUAAACCAACAGAAAAUGCUACCCACCAAGGGGUCCAGCUGCAGUGCUAAGCACUAUGGCCCCAGACUGGCUCCUUCUGAGUACUGACCCAGGAAGGCUGCCUCUGACCCUCUUGGCAGAGCCCUGACAGGGAAGCAUUCUGGAGCAUCCUGGCCCAGAUUAAUUGACUGUACAGUUUACCCUGUUCACCAAUAAAUAAAUGUGAUGAACUCCUUCCCUUCA
This is a messenger RNA of Galeopterus variegatus (Sunda flying lemur), 1916 nucleotides long. It is a transcript of the gene FOXRED1, whose product is annotated as FAD-dependent oxidoreductase domain containing 1. Bases 2 to 1462 code for a protein of 486 amino acids. Gene Ontology annotation, cellular component: cytoplasm. Gene Ontology annotation, molecular function: oxidoreductase activity. The record is from RefSeq and is a predicted model, not a curated record. Lineage: Eukaryota; Metazoa; Chordata; Mammalia; Dermoptera; Cynocephalidae. The transcript has 11 exons.